AUGGAUAUACAAUACGUCUACCAAAAGGAGCGCCGAGAGUUCGGCAAGCAGUGCCUGUUUUCCGACAAGAACAAGGUAGAAUUUUCCGAACCCGCGAGCCAUGAUCUGUUCAAGGAGUAUAUCCUGCGCGAUCCGGUAUCGGUCGGCACACAGUACAGCCGCCAGAUGGCCAUCAGUGAGGCGAACACGGAGAGUGCCGAGUUCGAGCAUCACGGCAUCCUGCACUCGGAAGGUGGCUGGCCGAAGGACGUUAACUAUCUCGACCCGGAGCAAACUGUUCGCUACCGGCGUAAGGUGGAAAAGGACGAGAACUAUAUCAGCCAGCUGAUGGGUCUGACCAAGCCGAUGGAGCACUGCAUCUUCCAGAACAACGCGGUCAACAUCUACGAGAAGUACUUCGACGAUCUGGAACCGGCCCCGCUGAUCGAGCGGAGCAGUUCACGCACGUUGAACGUGUAUCGCGAUCCGAGCAUCUACAAGCAGCCGGUGACCCAUCUCUCCUGGUCGCCGGACGGUGGCACCAAGAUUGCCGUCUCGCACUGCAACAUGAACUUUGGCGAGGUGCUGGGCAAAGCUGUCUGCUCGUACAUCUGGGAGGUGGAGAACCCGAAUGCACCGCUGUUGCGGUUCAAGCCGGCCAGCUCGAUGAUCUGCCUCGAGUACAACCAGAAGGACCCGACGACACUGGUGUGCGGCAUGUACAACGGCCAGGUGGCGGCGUGGGAUACACGCAACGAGCAGGAACCGGUCAUGAUAAGCGAGCGCGAACAUUCGCACCGUGCCCCGGUCAAUUCGGCGCUGUGGAUCAACUCGAAGAGUGGUACCGAGUUCUUUUCGGGGUCCUCCGACAGCCAGGUGAUGUGGUGGGAUACGCGCAAGCUGUCACAGCCGAUCGAUAGGCUGCUGAUGGAUCCGAUCAAGGCGGAUGAGCAGGACCUGUCGCGAUCGUAUGGCGUUAGCUGCCUGGAGUACGAAACCUCAAUCCCGACCCGAUUUAUGUGCGGCACCGAGCAAGGUAUGCUGUUCUCCUGCAACAGGAAGGGCAAGUCGCCGCAGGAGAAGAUAGUGUUCAGGAUGCAAUGUCACACCGGACCAAUCUACGCCCUCACGCGCAAUCCGGCGUUCGUGAAGAAUUUCCUCACCAUCGGCGACUGGAUAGCGCGCAUCUGGUCCGAAGACUGCCGGGAGAGCUCGAUCGUUUGGACCAAGAACCACGACGUGAUGCUGACCGAUGGCGCCUGGAGUCCGACGCGCUACUCGUUGUUCUUUGUCAGUCGCGUCGAUGGCGUGCUGGACGCCUGGGAUCUGCUUCAGCAGCACAGCGAACCCACGCUCAGCAUCAAGGUGUGCGACGAGAGUUUGAAGUGCUUGCGGGCGCACGAAUCGGGCCGACUGGUCGGAACGGGUAGCGUGAAAGGCGCAACAUUUCUGAUCGAAAUGUCCGAGAACAUGACCUCGAUUCGCAACGAUAAGCCACUGUUGACGGCGAUGCUUGAGCGUGAAAAUCGUAGGGAAAAGAUUCUGGAGGCUAAAUCGCGCGAGAUGAAGUUGAAGGUGCGAGGACUUAAUCGACAGGACGAACAUACCGAUGAUAAGCCCAAGCUAUUCCAGUGUCGCUCUGCUUGCGAAGCCGCGGAACAGGAGUACUUGCAAAUGCUGGACAAAGAAAGAAAAUCUCGUUUUCCGGAGGAAUAUGAUGAAGAGUAUGACCCGAAGAAGGUAAGGAAACCUUACAAACCCGAGCAUUACGAAUCUGACGGGGAGAAUGAGGACCGCAAGGACUAA
Molecule: messenger RNA, 1785 nt
Organism: Anopheles coustani
Lineage: Eukaryota; Metazoa; Arthropoda; Insecta; Diptera; Culicidae
Gene: Dnai2
Product: dynein intermediate chain 3, ciliary
Exons: 5
Coding region: 1-1785 (594 amino acids)
Biological process (GO): cilium movement; outer dynein arm assembly
Cellular component (GO): outer dynein arm
Molecular function (GO): dynein light chain binding; dynein heavy chain binding
Source: RefSeq, a predicted model, not a curated record